Eimeria tenella is the source of this 555-nucleotide messenger RNA. Its product is annotated as U3 small nucleolar ribonucleoprotein IMP3, putative. Gene Ontology annotation, cellular component: small ribosomal subunit; Mpp10 complex; small-subunit processome. Bases 1 to 555 code for a protein of 184 amino acids. Gene Ontology annotation, molecular function: structural constituent of ribosome; rRNA binding; snoRNA binding. The transcript is spliced from 4 exons. The record is from RefSeq and is a predicted model, not a curated record. Lineage: Eukaryota; Apicomplexa; Conoidasida; Eucoccidiorida; Eimeriidae. Gene Ontology annotation, biological process: rRNA processing.
AUGAGGCAACUCAAAUACCACGAGCAGCGUUUGCUGCGGAAGGUAAAUUUCUUUGAAUGGAAAAGAGACAAAACGGCGCGGGAAAAUAAAUUUCUGAAAAAGUAUUUAAUUCAAGACAGAGAGGACUACCACAGGUACAACAAGCUCUGCGGGCUCAUCACCAAACUGGUCGCCGGCCUUCGAAAGCUUCCUCCAGAAGAUUCCUUUCGAAUGAAGAUGACGGAGUUGCUGCUCGACAAGCUGUACCGCAUGGGGGUUGUGAGCCGGCGCGAGGGUUUGGGGGCCGUGGAGGGUUUGGCAGCUUCUGCGUUUUGCCGGCGGCGGCUGCCGGUGGUGCUGCUGCGGCUGCGCAUGGCCACGCAUCUGCAGCAGGCCGUGGAGUACGUGGAGCAAGGCCAUGUGCGCCUCGGCGCUGAAGUUGUCACUUCCCCUUCUCUCCACAUCACUCGAGACGCCGAAGACCAUUUGGCCUGGGCAGAAGGCUCAGCAAUUAAGAGACACGUUGCUGCCUUCAGAAGCCAGGCUGACGACUUCGAUUUGCUGCAGGCAGCCUAG